AUGGACACUUCCCCUGAAUACCACACAAAAUAUGUCAUGCUCAACAAUAGUAAUUCUUCAAGCCUAAGACCUCCUCCUCAAAGGCGUAACAUUCCUAGGUACCAUUCAAGCCAUCAUCAUUCACAUGGACAUGGAUGUUUAAAAUGUGUAUGCUGUUGCUUUUGCUUCUUGAUUAUUUUGAUCAUCAUUCUUGCUAGCCUUCUUUCCGUUAUUUACAUAACCCUUGACCCCAGAAUGCCUGAAUAUAAUGUCGAAAGUUUCGAGGUUAAUGCUUUCAACCUAGCAACAGAUUUUAGCCUCUAUACCGAAUUCGCUGUCACCGUGAAAGCCAACAAUCCUAACAAAGGUAUUGCUUUCACUUACGGUAAGGACAGCUCGGUUGUUGUAGCCUACACAGAUUCAACUCUUUGUUCUGGCAAGCUUCCUGCCUUCCACCAACCGUACAUGAACACAUCGAUGAUCCACGUUGUUUUGAAAGGAAAAAGCGAAUUCGGUUCAGGACUUCAAGAAGCUCUUACGGACAACAGCAAAACAGGAAGGAUUCCUUUACUUGUAAUCGUAAACGCACCUGUUUCUGUGAUGGUUCAAAGUUUCCCAUUGAAACAAGUUAUGGUUAAUGUCAACUGUUCUUUGGUUGUUGAUAACUUGGCACCCAACAAGAGAGUUCGGAUUCUAUCAAGUUCAUAUGCCUAUGCUGUCCAAGGUGUUAAGAUUGAAGUAUAA
Dovyalis caffra is the source of this 723-nucleotide messenger RNA. The record is from the annotation of a GenBank genome assembly. NCBI's taxonomy places the organism in Eukaryota, Viridiplantae, Streptophyta, Magnoliopsida, Malpighiales, Salicaceae.